AUCAGUCCUCUCUCCGCACAAGAGCAGCAGGGAUCAUCAGACGACCCCGCAGAUGCUUGGUUCAACGCUGCAGGGAUCCUCCUGUCCCUCAAACACGCGGCCGCUGAGAGGAGUGCUAGGAUGGGGAACCCAACAGAUACCCCGCAAUGGACCCCUUCUGUGGGCGACCCUUCGAUUUCGCAAUCACAGGUUUGAAAUUUCAACACUAACCAGGCCCCAAAUCUUCUAAAAUUUGUCAUCUUCAGAUUGGUGCUCGGAUCCCAUUCGUUACUAGUGCCCUGCGUUCGACUCUUUUGGAGAAGAGCUGGGAAAACUGGGUCGAGUAUACCAUUGAAGUACAUUUGGUAAACCUUCCUUAGCUCGAUUACCAGCCGCUGUUUGGGAAAUGAGCCCGCGACGCUGAUCCCUUUGAGAAGAUCGAAGGACUCGAGAAAACGGCGAAAAUCGAGAUUAAAACCCACCAGGAAAACUGAACGAGACCAAUUUCUUCUAUCUUUUUAUUUUAUUUUUUUUUCAACUGUGAUUUGAAACUGAAAAACAAUAGCUUUAUAAAUAACGUCUAUCCCUUUACGUUUUCGGAAAGCCUCGACUUCAUGUGCUGGUCCUCGGUUUUCCUGAACUCGAAUCCAAAUGGGUCCUAGUCUCCCGCUGCAAAGGUUUAUAUUGCAACUACCUUCACUUUUUUACCAUGUAUCUGACAUGACAUUGUGACAGAGAUUGAUUUGUGUCAAGCCACUUAAGAUUUUAUUCACAAAAUAUCGUUUAACCUAUCAGUUUUGAUUGUUUUCUUUUGGAGACCUCCUCAAUUUCAAUGGAUGGAUUUGCUUCUGCAAGUGUGGAUACAGCAGUUUUCUUGUCAGCUGCUGUACACAACCCAUGUGGUGCAGAGUGUGCUCAGGAUUUCUAUUCAGGAUCCAUUUUUCAAGAGGAGACAGUCCUGUCUGACAGAGAAAGCUCAGACGCGCCUGGGUCCAAGGCAAAUAAAUGCCGUCUAUGCGACAAGGUAUAUGCUCGGCCUUCCACCCUACGCACGCAUAUGCGGACCCACUCAGGAGAGAAGCCCUACCAGUGCCACAUUUGCAUGAAGUCUUUCUCACAGGAUGCAAAUCUAACUGCGCAUUUGCGAAUCCACUCGGGGGAGAAGCCUUUCAAAUGCUUGGUGUGCGAUCGAAGGUAAUAUAAGCAACUACUGAACUUGUGACUUGGUUAAGGUAGUCUGGGACUUUGAAGUGACCACAUCUAAUCUACUUUGUGUUUUUCGACUGCUUAUUGACAGAACGACUUUGAAGUGGCCACAUCCAAUCUACUUUGUGUUUUUCGACUGCUUAUUGACAGAACACCUACAAUAGACCUUCAUGAUUUGUCGUGCUACUCUUUCCUGGAUUUCAGCCAUAGAUUCUUAAUUUGUUUUUAGUCCCGAGGAUUCUAUAUUAGCAUAUUCUCUGACCUGCGAGCAAACCCACCAUUAUUAGCGAGCGCGUUGCUUCGCAGGAAAGUAUAAUGCCUUGAGCAACGUGAGCCGACGCGAGGGCUGCAAGGGGUCUAGUACUGAUAAUUAUUAGAGCCAGACCCCCAGCAAACCUCUCCCUGACUCCUCUCAAAUCUUCCCGCGGGCGGAUAAACGUGUGUCCUGCUGCUCUCAGGCUACAUUCUCCUUCCUUUUACCCAGGUUUAUUACAUCUUGACCUCUAGAAAACUACUUUGUGUAACAUCCUUGUGAAAGCUCAAGGGGGAAAUCAUGUUACUGAUUUGCGAUAUAACCAUAUUUUUUGUAGGUUUGCCCAGUCCUCCUCUGUCACCACACACAUGCGCACUCAUACUGGUGAGCGCCCUUAUCGAUGCAAAAUGUGUUCUCGGGGAUUUGCCGAUAGCUCCACUCUGACAAAACACCUGCGAACUCACACAGGAGAGAAACCAUACAAAUGUAAGAUUUGUCAACUUAAGUUUUCCCAAUCAGGAAAUUUGAAUCGACACAUGCGUGUACACGAACACGGCAUGUAA
Messenger RNA from Pocillopora meandrina, 2001 nucleotides. Lineage: Eukaryota; Metazoa; Cnidaria; Anthozoa; Scleractinia; Pocilloporidae. The record is from the annotation of a GenBank genome assembly.